Messenger RNA from Trematosphaeria pertusa, 1940 nucleotides. Its product is annotated as fumarate reductase flavo protein subunit. The record is from RefSeq and is a predicted model, not a curated record. Bases 343 to 1929 code for a protein of 528 amino acids. NCBI's taxonomy places the organism in Eukaryota, Fungi, Ascomycota, Dothideomycetes, Pleosporales, Trematosphaeriaceae. The transcript has a single exon.
CCCUUCUCCCGUUUCUCAAUGCCGAUGCCGAUUCCGACGUUUAAAUGUUCUGCUGCUUUCCUUUUGAAAAAGUCUCGUUUUUUUAUGAGGAGCAGAUCGCGGUGCUUCAAUUGCUGCGAGCACGUUCGUGGAGAAAGAGAAGAGAAAGCAUAGGCUGGCAAGCGCAAAUCGCGACGAACCUCCCCUGAAUUCUGCCCUACGUCUCAGACGUGUUAGAUUGGCGGUAACGAAUAAUCUUACAUUUGCAGAAAGAAAGUCCUUGGAUUCUAUUUAACUCCUACUUCCAUUCAUUCUCCGGCCAUCCAUCUGACCUCCCCAAAAAGCCCGGCCCAGCUCGUCACCAUGCCCACCCACUGCUCCAUCCUCGUCAUCGGCUCCGGCAACGCAGGCUUCUCCGCCGCGCUCUCCGCCGCGCAAGCCGGCGCCUCCAACAUCCUCCUCAUCGACAAAUGCCCCGCGGCCUGGGCGGGCGGGAACUCGUUCUUCACCGCCGGCGCGUUUCGCACCGCGCACGGCGGCCUGGCCGACCUGCUUCCACUAGUCAACAACGUGGACGACGAGACGGCGAGGGCUAUCGACCUAGAUCCGUACACCGAGGACGAUUUCUCGGCUGAUCUGAAGAGAGUGACGAAUGGGCGGAGCAAUGAGGAGCUCGGGAAAGCGCUGGUGCGAGAGAGCAGGGCGGCCGUCGAGUGGCUGAAGAGGGAUGCCGGCGUGCGCUUCCAGCUUAGCUUUAAUAGGCAGGCGUAUCAAGUGGCCGGGCGCUGGAAGUUCUGGGGCGGUCUGCAUCUCAAGACGCAGGAUGGCGGGAAGGGGCUGAUAGCGGACCACAUGGCGGCUGCGCGGCGCCACGGCGUAGCUGUUCGCUUCGACACGGCGGCGAAGAGCAUACUGCGCGAUCCUUCUACCGGCGCGGUCUGCGGUGUUCUGGUGGAAAGUGACGGGAAGGAAGAAGUGAUCACGUGCACGGCGGUCAUCAUGGCGGCCGGCGGCUUCGAGGCAAACCCGCAGCUGCGAACUCAGUAUCUGGGCCCCGGCUGGGAUCUCGCGCACGUCCGCGGCACGCCGUACAACACCGGCGAGCUGCUUGCGUCGUGCAUCGCGCAGCUGCACGCGCGGCCCGCGGGUAACUGGUCGGGCUGCCACUCCGUUGCGUGGGACGCGAACGCGCCGCCGGACUCAGGGAAUCGCGAGGUUAGCAACGAGUACACCAAGUCCGGGUAUCCGCUGGGCAUCAUGGUGAACUGCCACGGCGAGCGCUUCGUGGACGAAGGCGUAGACUUCCGGAACUACACGUAUGCGAAGUUUGGCCGGGCGAUCUUGCAGCAGCCAGACGGCGUGGCGUGGCAGGUGUGGGACAGCAAGGGCGCAGCGCUGCUGCGGGGCGAGGAGUAUCGGGAGGAAGUCGUGGAAAGGAUCACGGCGCGCAGCAUCGAGGAGCUCGCAGAGAAGUGUGCGCAGGGGGGAUUGAGCGGGAGGCAGAGGUUCGUGCAAACGCUCGAGGAGUAUAAUGCGGCGGUCUACCAGCACCGGAAGGAGAACCCGGACGUGCAAUUCGAUCCCGCGGUCAAGGACGGCUUGUCAACUCAGUCUUCUUCGAGCGCCCUUUCGCUGCCGAAAUCUAACUGGGCGCUUUCGAUCGACGUACCGCCUUUCUUGGCGGUCAAGGUCACCUGCGGGAUCACAUUUACGUUUGGCGGGCUGGCGGUCAAGCCGGAGACUGCGGCUGUGAUCAAUCAAACGGGGAGGGAGAUCGAGGGGUUGUAUGCUGUGGGCGAGAUGAUGGGGGGACUGUUUUACGGGAACUAUCCUGGGGGAAGCGGGUUGACUAGCGGGGCGGUAUUUGGGAGAAGGGCGGGACGGGCGGCUGCGAGGUUGGUCGCGAAGCAGAGCGAGGGCGAAGGUACGGUGGUGAGGGCGAAGAUAUGACCAGGCUGGCA